GGGCAGGGUCCGGCCCCUCCACUGGCCCCCAAGGGGCUCAGAUGGGUAGCCUGGCCUUCCUGUGACCCAAAGUGCUGGAGGGAGAAAAAAGGAACCAGCCCUUGCCACUCCCAGCUCUGCAUGGCUGGUUGUGGUCCAAUGCUCACUCGGUGACAACUGGGCCCCCAUGGAGACCAGGCUGCUAGGUAGGGGAGGGACAGUCCCUGCCUACUCCUUGAUGGGGCAGGGAGGCAGGUGACAGGUGUGAGUGUGUGCGCGUGUGUAGGGCACUCAGAGGCACCUGAGAACCUGGACGAAGGGUGCUGAGACAGAUGGGCAGAUGAUAGGGGCAGAAUGGACAGCAUCCCCCCUCUCAGGAACACGUGUCCUUCUGAUCUCCCAUGAGAGGGCUGUGCAGUUUCCCCCACCCGCCCGGGGUGGGGGGAGUCGCACAUGCAGGUGGGCCCAGAGGCAGCACUGGGGAUGGGGGGAGGCAAGUCUUGUCAUCAGAAGCAAAGCUCAGUGUCUGGGAGUGGGGUGGGGUGUUCAAGAACACACCCGUCUUCCCUCCCGGUUCCCCUAAGAAGUGUCCCAUGCCUGGACGCCAUCCCUCAAAUUCUCUCAGUCCAGAGAGGGUUGGCCUACUCUCCCGGUCAUCUGGGAGGCCCUCAGCCGGCUCCUCCUCUCCCCUCCAUCUCUGUGAUGGCAGGGUGGGCAGGCAGAUGAACCAGGAAGCAUGAGUCCUUACAGGAUCCCUGGGCCUAUGAGAAGUGACGGGCUCCACUCUAGAAUCCCCUUCUUCUCUUGAAGACCCCAGACGCCCCAGAGGUCCCUGGCUUGCCCCCACCUCCAGGGAAAAGGGCAGCGAGCACUGGGCCUGCUGCCUGCGGCAGCCUGUUUCCUCCCCUGCAGUCCUGCCGGCGCCUGCCCAGCCGUUUUCCUCCCAGCCGGGAUGCACUUUGGGGGCAACCCGGAGCCACUGCGUCGGACUGGAGAGACUCCCCAGAUUCCUGUCCUUGAGCCCUGGAGCAGGGAGGGUAAGCGCGGAGACUCCCCGUGCGACAGGACCACAGAGACGCGUGAACCUCCGCGCGGCCUAGAGCAGUCCCGGAAGUGCCCGCGGGUUGGGGGCGGGGCUGCGGGCUCUCGGGCCGCCAAGGGCUCCGCGUCAGCAGCUGCCGGGAAGCGGGGCCGGUCGGCCGCGGGUUGGAGCAGCUCAGGUGCAGCCCCGCCCCGCCUGCCCGCGGCCCCGCCCCGACCUAGGUGAGCGGCUCCGCCCAGGCCCAGAAUGGAGACUUCAGGGUGUAGGUGGUACUUAGUGGGAACAGAAAACUCCUAAAGAGGAAACCUUGGAAACACCGUGGUUUAACAGAUUGUAAGAAAAGUAAGAGUGCCCCGAAGAACAUUGUUAAAGAAAUACAGUCGUUGGGGGUGAUACUAGAUCCACAAUGGAGGUUCCCCCAGCAGCCAAGCUUGGGGAGACCUUUGUGUUUGAAGAUGGGUUAGAGAUGCACCAAGAACUCUUCCCAGAGGAGGACCUGGGGGACGCAUUUCUUCAGGAAAGAGGCUUAGAGCAAAUGGCCGUCAUCUAUAAGGAGAUCCCGCUGGGGGAGCCAAGUGAGGAACAUGAUGAUUACGAGGGGAAUUUCAGUCUGUGUGCGAGCCCUGUUCAGCCUCAGGGUCUUUCCCAAGUAAACAAACCUCAGGACGAUGAGCUAUUUGGCCAAACCUUCCUCCAGAAAUCAGACCUUAGUAUGUGUCAGUUAAUCCAUGGUGAAGAAGAACCUAGUAAACAUGACUGUGACCUAGUAGGGAGGGGGGACUUGGGACCCACUGACCCUCACAGAACGGCACAGCCACCAAAACCCUAUGCAUGUCGGGAGUGUGGGAAGGCCUUCAGCCAGAGCUCACACCUGCUCAGACACCUGGUGAUCCACACGGGGGAGAAGCCCUAUGAGUGCUGUGAGUGUGGGAAGGCCUUCAGCCAGAGCUCGCACCUGCUCAGACACCAGAUCAUCCACACCGGGGAGAAGCCUUAUGAAUGCCCAGAGUGCGGAAAAGCCUUUCGCCAGAGCUCGGCCCUCACGCAACAUCAGAAAACCCACACUGGGAAGAGACCCUAUGAGUGCAGGGAAUGUGGGAAGGAUUUCAGCCGGAGCUCAAGUCUCAGAAAACACGAGAGAAUCCAUACUGGAGAGAAGCCUUAUCAGUGUAAGGAAUGCGGGAAAUCCUUCAACCAGAGUUCGGGCCUGAGCCAGCAUCGGAAAAUCCACACCCUAAAGAAACCUCAUGAGUGCGAUCUCUGCGGGAAAGCCUUUUGUCACCGGUCCCACCUCAUUCGGCACCAGAGGAUUCACACGGGGAAGAAACCAUACAAAUGUGAAGAGUGUGGGAAGGCCUUCAGCCAGAGCUCCAACCUCAUUGAGCAUCGGAAGACCCACACCGGGGAGAAACCCUACAAAUGCCACAAGUGCGGGAAGGCCUUCAGCCAGAGCUCCUCCCUCAUUGAGCACCAGCGGAUCCACACGGGGGAGAAGCCCUACGAGUGCGGCCAGUGCGGCAAGGCCUUCUGCCACAGCUCUGCGCUGAUCCAGCACCAGAGGAUCCACACGGGGAAGAAACCCUAUGCGUGCAACGAGUGUGGGAAAGCCUUCCGGCACAGGUCGGCCCUCAUCGAACAUUACAAAACCCACACCAGAGAGAAGCCCUACGAGUGUAACAAGUGUGGCAAGUCCUUCAGGGGAAGCUCACACCUCAUUCGGCAUCAGAAAAUCCACGCGGGGGAGAAGCUCUAGGAGGAGGGGCUCACACCAAAGCUCCAAAGCCUUUCCCAGGCCGAACCUGCACCUGGUCACUUUGGCCACAAGGCCCCCGCCCACCUUCCGGAUAACAGAGCUGAACCUGGGUGCCCCCGAACAGCCACAACCACAGCAAGGCCCCCUCGUGGCCAGGAGUCCUGGGGCCAGUGGGGUUACUGAGUGAAAGGGGGUGGGGGGUAGGAGGCCGCCAGAGUGGCUGUGCGCCUGAGAAGGGCCUUCAGUUUUCUCGUUCUCACAUUUGACUUCCAAGCCUUUGAAGCUGAUUGUGUUUCCCUCUAUUUAGUGUUUUCCUCUAUUCCGGAAUUCAGAGGAGGAGUAAAUGUAAGGAGGGAGAAAGCUGAGUUAAACCCAUGAAAAUGUCAGGUGAGAACCCUUCGACAUCAGGCUAGAGUCUGGCACUUUUAGGAGAGUAACAAUUCUCACAGUCCAAAUUAGCUGGAGAAAAAAUGAAUCCAAAAAGUAGUUACCUCACCACAAAACAGAAUCUUCUGCCUGCCCUGGACACUGGUGGAGAACAGGGUGUAGAGAGUCUGGAAGAACUGGCUCUGGGACUGAGGGUGAGGGUGUGAGGCCCUGGUGUGGUCCUUUAAUCGGGUUCUGAGGCUGAGGGCAGCCUCUCUCCCAGGAGAGUAGAGGUUCCGUCCUGCAGGCCAGAGGGUAUUGGUGCCCAGCUCUGACUCAGCCCAGCCCGAGGCAGAGCGCUCUCUGGGACUAGGCCCUCCACAAGACCCGGGGCCUCCGAGACCUCAGUGUGCCUUGGACAUCAGCAGGGCGUGUGUUUCUGGGCUGGCGGCUCUGCAGCCUCUUCACCUUCCAAUGCGGGGUCACGCUGGGGUCGGGCAGGGGUAGAGGGAACUCCGGAAGCAGGGUGGUUCAAUCAGAGGUUCAGACCUCUGGGUCCAAGUCUUGGUUCUGUCCUACCUCUGUGACCUUGAGGAAGCCCCAAGCCUCCGCUUUCCUAUCUGUGAAACGGGGAUGGUGGGGCCUGGCCACGUAUUUCUCAGGACUGGAGCAAGGCUUCCAUUCAGAAUGAGGCCCCAUGUGAAAGUGCUUUGACAACUGGUGAUUGAGUGUGGUUGCCCCACUGGAGACACUGUCCCUGAAGCCUGGAGAGACAUCCCAUCUGGUCCCCGAAACAGCAGAGCUUGCAGCAGUCCCUCGUUAAACCAGGCUUUCCCAUACUCCCUCAGGCUCGCACCCGGGCUGCGCUGCCCUGUGUUUGUCCCGCACACAGACAUUGCCUGGGGCCAUCCCGAGCCACCCCUCGGUGGCAGUGCAGUCUGUGUCCCUGCACAUCUCUCUGUCCUCCCCUCUGCCAACUGGUAUUCAGCCAGGGGUGGGUCCCAUGUGGACCAGUCGGUGGGCAUCCCCAGAGGUGGGAGGGGUGUUUUUAAAGCUCCUCGGUGGUUAUGUGUCCCUGCACACAUCCAGGCCGUGAGCCCUGUGCUGGGCACCACGCAGCCCCAGCAUCUCCCAAAAGUCAGGCCGGCUUGCCUGGACUGAGGAGAGCUUGAAGGUGACCACUGCACCUCAGUCCCCCAGGAGUGGGCUCUGGCAGGGAUGCUGCAGGGUCUGGCUAGUUGGUAAUUGUCCUGGGCCCUCAGGCCUUCGGGUGGCCCUGGGGAUCAUUGGUACUGGCUUUCCCCCCAGGCUUCUCCGGCUAGUGUGGGAGGAGGCAGUCUGAGCUAUUUUGAAGUUUUCCAAACAUUACGGCUGGAAUUACAUGAAUGCAUCAGGGUGACACUGGUAAUUCCAGCUAAUCAGAAGCUUAGCUUGGCUAUUAUAUGUAAUCGGAUGACUAAAAUGGGAGAGCCGUGGUUGUUACUUGGUAAGUGGGGCUCGAGAGCCAGAGGUUUGAUUUUAUUAUUAAACAACAAAAAUUUUUAAUGCUCCAACCAACUAAGCUCUCUGGCCAAGACAGUAGCCAGAGAUUUUAAAAGGUGGUGGGGGACAUCACUUCUCUCCCGGUCUGCCCUCUGCUGUGUGAGUGUGUGAAACGUUAAACUAGCACCCCUGGGGCCCCGGGACCUGCUUCUCCACCUGCCACCUGGGCGCCUGGGCAUCAUAGCCAUUUACCAAGAGGGAGGAGAGAAUGCUGAGACCCCCUGCUUGGUGCAGGUGACAGCAGCCACCUGCCCCCAUCUCCUUUGGUGGCCUCUCACCUCAUCCCUGUCAGGUGUCAUCUGUUUCCUUCCACGUCCUGCUGUAAAAGGCACAACAUUUACAGGACCUGAGGAGAAACCAGAGCGUUCCUUCCACAUCCUUCCAUGCACCAGAACCAAAUCGAAUUUUUUAAAGCAUCACUUUGCACAUGUCACUGCUCCCCUCAAAACCAGCCUUUCAGGGCUUUUCUGCACAUAAACCCCCAUUUCAGCCAGUCCCGUUCACCUUGCUCUCUAAGCAAGCCAUGGUGCGGCCUGUCCUCAACUCGGUCCCAGCUUCUCUCGACUCCUUUUAUGCCGUUCUCGCGUUUUGGGAUUUGCACUUUCUCAUCCUCCCCCACCUGUCUCCUUCCUUCCUUUUGAUAGUUGAUGUAACUGCAGGAUGAAAACCCCUUUCUGAAGGGUUGACAGUUUCAAGUAAUCACAGGAACACCAGGGACCUCUCACCUUUGGAAGUGCGAGCAGAACCUAGUUCCUUCUGGUCAAUUUCUUUCACUGUUUCAUUACAUGUUUGAAUUCUUUCCAUUUUAUUUAGGUUCCCAGUGUAAUGUUUUGAGACAUGGCCCUGGUAAUAUUUAAUCGUUCUUGAAUUUAGUUGUUUCUGUCGUCUUUCUUUUCCUCGUGGCAGAUCUCGAGUGUUGUACGUACAAGUCCAACUCUUGGUCUUGUUCACUAGUUGUUGUGUCAAAGUACGUGUAUUCUCUUCUGUUUUGUCUUAAUAGUUUAUGUCUCUAAGAUUAAUUAUUAGUUAAUCAUUUUUAAUGUUUCUAGUGAAUGUGGGUACUUUGAUCUACAGGUGUUUUUUUUUUCCCCUAUAGUGAGGGCCUUUUCUGCACUCAAGUUUGACAUGUGGUAUUUUCUGUUAUUAUAUUAGGUAUUUCCUUUUGGCCCAAAUGUUGUUAUGACUUUUUGUAUUCCCAAGUGACAAAUGCUUAAGUCAUUGUUAUUUCUUACUGUAUUGUGGUGUCAACAUUUCGAAGUAUCCAUAGAACUUUGUCAGGCCUGAAUAUAUUAUCAGUUUUUAUAAAGCAUUUGUGUACUCUCGAGAAAUGUGUUCUUACUCCAUCAGUUUUAUUUGUUAAGUCAGUUUUUAAACGAUUUUACUGAAACUCAUAUUUUCUCUGAGUUUUGCUUACUUCAGAGUUCUGGGCCUGGGGUCCAUGGACGGCCUAGGAGCCUGUGAACACACAGGGCUUUUAGACACUGUGGACCGCUAGGGGCUGAAUAAAGCUCCGUGGAUGUAUGUGUAUGAAUGAAUCAUUCUGGGAAAGGGGUCUGUAGCAUUAGUCACAUUUUUCAAGGGCAACGCCAAAAUAGUUACGAACACUCAUUUACCUGAUCUAAUUGCAGUGAGAUUUUGUGUUUUUUCUUUGCGUAUUUCUGUUCCCCUUCCAUUUCGGUUCCUCUUUUACAUGCAUGGUGUUGCUGUGUUGCCAUGCAGUCACCACAGCUCUUUUUGGAGACACGGGCAGGGUGGACAUUGUCGGUAAGUACCGCGGUACCUGGGGUCUGUGUAUUGACGGUGACCUGUGGAAAAACUGUGCCUUUCACUGCCCUCUUUGCCUCUCGUACGGCUUCUAGCUCACACUUCUCUUUUCCAAAUCCUUUGCUUUUCUUGAUUUGCAUUUGCAUGAGAGUUUAUUGAGCUCAGCAUUUUAAUUUUUAAAUUUGUGUAUAUAUUUUGCUAUUUCUCUGUAACUUAUAAAUACCAAGUUGUUGAUUUUUA
Molecule: messenger RNA, 6686 nt
Organism: Artibeus jamaicensis (Jamaican fruit-eating bat)
Lineage: Eukaryota; Metazoa; Chordata; Mammalia; Chiroptera; Phyllostomidae
Gene: ZNF70
Product: zinc finger protein 70
Exons: 3
Coding region: 1428-2774 (448 amino acids)
Biological process (GO): regulation of transcription by RNA polymerase II
Cellular component (GO): nucleus
Molecular function (GO): DNA-binding transcription factor activity, RNA polymerase II-specific; RNA polymerase II transcription regulatory region sequence-specific DNA binding
Source: RefSeq, a predicted model, not a curated record